Messenger RNA from Doryrhamphus excisus (bluestripe pipefish), 1453 nucleotides. It is a transcript of the gene eno3, whose product is annotated as enolase 3, (beta, muscle). Gene Ontology annotation, cellular component: phosphopyruvate hydratase complex. The record is from RefSeq and is a predicted model, not a curated record. Gene Ontology annotation, biological process: glycolytic process. Gene Ontology annotation, molecular function: phosphopyruvate hydratase activity; magnesium ion binding. NCBI's taxonomy places the organism in Eukaryota, Metazoa, Chordata, Actinopteri, Syngnathiformes, Syngnathidae.
CGGCCCAUAGCAGGAGACUUCCUUGUCACUCGCAGAGACAGGUGGACUAAAGACGAGGCCCCCUCGCCCCCCACGCUACAGCUGAGGAUGUCCAUCACAAAGAUCCACGCUCGGGAGAUUCUGGACUCCAGAGGAAACCCCACAGUGGAAGUGGACCUAUGGACAGCAAAGGGUCUUUUCAGGGCCGCCGUCCCCAGCGGCGCCUCCACCGGCGUCCACGAAGCUCUGGAACUCCGAGACGGAGAUAAGAGCCGGUACUUGGGCAAAGGGACGAUAAAGGCCGUGGAGCAUGUCAACAAGGACAUCGCCCCCAAGCUCAUUGAGAAGAACUUCAGUGUUGUGGAACAGGAGAAGAUCGACAAGUUCAUGCUGGACUUGGACGGCACCGAGAACAAAUCUAAGUUCGGCGCCAACGCCAUCCUGGGGGUGUCGCUGGCCGUCUGCAAGGCGGGGGCCGCAGAGAAGGGAGUUCCUCUUUACCGCCACAUUGCUGACCUGGCCGGACACAAAGACGUCAUCCUUCCGGUUCCAGCGUUCAAUGUCAUCAACGGAGGAAGCCACGCCGGGAACAAGCUGGCCAUGCAGGAGUUCAUGAUUCUGCCAGUGGGCGCCGCCAACUUCCAUGAGGCCAUGAGGAUCGGCGCUGAGGUGUACCACAACCUGAAAAACGUCAUCAAAGCAAAGUACGGAAAAGACGCCACCAACGUGGGAGACGAGGGAGGUUUCGCUCCCAACAUUCUGGAAAACAACGAAGCUCUGGAGCUCUUGAAGACGGCCAUUGAGAAGGCCGGAUACCCGGACAAGAUCAUAAUCGGGAUGGACGUCGCGGCGUCCGAGUUCUUCCGCAGCGGGAAGUACGACUUGGACUUCAAAUCACCCGACGACGCAUCCAGACACAUCAGCGGCGAGCAGCUUGGCGACUUGUAUCGCAACUUCAUCAAGAACUACCCAGUCCAGUCCAUUGAGGACCCGUUUGACCAGGAUGACUGGGAGAACUGGGCCAAGUUCACAUCGUCUGUAGACAUCCAGAUCGUAGGAGACGACCUGACCGUCACCAAUCCCAAGAGGAUCCAACAGGCUGUGGACAAGAAGGCCUGCAAUUGUCUCCUCCUCAAAGUCAACCAGAUCGGUUCUGUCACCGAGUCCAUUCAGGCGUGCAAGCUGGCUCAGAGCAGCGGGUGGGGUGUGAUGGUGAGCCAUCGUUCGGGAGAGACGGAAGACACUUUCAUCUCGGACCUGGUAGUCGGGCUCUGCACCGGACAGAUUAAGACCGGCGCCCCCUGCAGAUCAGAACGUUUGGCCAAAUAUAAUCAACUGAUGAGGAUUGAGGAGGAGCUGGGCAACCAGGCCAAGUUCGCUGGGAAGGACUACCGCCAUCCCAAAAUCAACUAAAGUCGCCAUGAGGAGCGAGUGACAACCUCCUGAUGAUAACGAAUAAAACAUAAAUAAUCAA